AUGGCGGGAAAAAUGGUGCUAUACAAGUUGGUGGUGUUGGGCGACGGUGGCGUAGGAAAGACUGCUCUCACCAUUCAGCUAUGCUUACAACAUUUUGUCGAGACAUACGACCCAACCAUUGAAGAUUCGUACAGGAAGCAAGUUGUCAUCGAUGGCCAAUCUUGUAUGCUCGAAGUACUUGAUACUGCUGGUCAGGAAGAAUACACGGCGCUUCGGGACCAAUGGAUUAGAGACGGGGAAGGGUUCGUACUCGUUUACAGCAUUUCCUCCCGGUCAUCAUUCUCUCGGAUUCGGAGAUUUUACAACCAAAUACAGAGGGUGAAGGAGUCCGUUGCCUCCUCGCCGUCCUACCCAGGCUCGCCCAUCGCCGCCGUCAGUCCCCAGGCCCCGGUGCCGAUUAUGCUUGUUGGAAACAAGAGCGACCGAGCGACGGAACGAGAGGUAUCGACACAAGAGGGUCAUGCGCUUGCACGCGAAUUAGGCUGCGAGUUCGUUGAAGCGUCGGCUAAGAACUGCAUCAACGUUGAAAAGGCUUUCUACGACGUUGUUCGCAUCCUUCGCCGACAGCGCCUAGCUGCAUCCCAGCCCUACCAACAGGCGCAAAAGGUGUCUCGGCCAACCGGCAACGGCAGUUCUGAAGUACGGCGGGAGAAGGGCAAGAAGCCUAGGUCAAGCCGCUGCGUGCUGUUAUAA
Molecule: messenger RNA, 693 nt
Organism: Parascedosporium putredinis
Lineage: Eukaryota; Fungi; Ascomycota; Sordariomycetes; Microascales; Microascaceae
Source: the annotation of a GenBank genome assembly